Solea senegalensis (Senegalese sole) is the source of this 2282-nucleotide messenger RNA. It is a transcript of the gene eif2s2, whose product is annotated as eukaryotic translation initiation factor 2, subunit 2 beta. The record is from RefSeq and is a predicted model, not a curated record. The transcript is spliced from 9 exons. Gene Ontology annotation, biological process: formation of cytoplasmic translation initiation complex; formation of translation preinitiation complex; translational initiation. NCBI's taxonomy places the organism in Eukaryota, Metazoa, Chordata, Actinopteri, Pleuronectiformes, Soleidae. Bases 113 to 1111 code for a protein of 332 amino acids. Gene Ontology annotation, cellular component: eukaryotic translation initiation factor 2 complex. Gene Ontology annotation, molecular function: translation initiation factor binding; mRNA binding; translation initiation factor activity.
CGCCUGCGUACUGCGACCCCGGCGCUGAUGCAAGAGAAUCUCGGCGCAGCGGUGUGGCUUCGAUCGAGGGACAAAAAGUAGCCUGAUUUUUGCCACCUUUCAUCACGCAAACAUGUCAGGAGACGAGAUGAUUUUCGAUCCCAACAUGACCAAGAAAAAGAAGAAGAAGAAGAAGCCCUUCAUGCUGGAUGAGGAAGGAGGAGAGGGAAUGGGAGGAGAAGAGACUAAGGAGGUGGAGGCAAAGGAGGUGGAACCAGAGGCUGGAGAUGACAAGGAGAUGGAUCUGGAUGAAGAUGAAGGCAGGAAGAAAGAGCCAUCUGACGACCUGAAUGACCUGAACUUCUUCAACCAAAAGAAAAAGAAGAAGAAACCCAAGAAAGUAUUUGAAAAUGAUGUUGAAGAGGGAUUAAAGGAGCUUAAAAUUGAAGGAGAGCAGACUGAAGUAGUGGAGGAGGACAACCUGGACUUGGUGCUUCCUACCAAAAAGAAAAAAUCAAAGAAAGUAGAUUUUGACGAGGGUGAGCCAUUGGAGAAGGACGACGCACUGGAAGAUGAUGAUGGGAAGAACAACGAUGGAAUCUCAUUCAGCUCCUCUACAGGACCAGCUUGGGCUGGCUCAGAAAGAGACUACACUUAUGAUGAGCUCCUGAACAGAGUCUUCAACAUCAUGAGGGAGAAGAACCCAGACAUGGUAGCCGGAGAGAAGAGGAAGUUUGUGAUGAAACCGCCUCAGGUUGUUCGAGUGGGAACCAAGAAAACCUCCUUUGUCAACUUCACAGACAUCUGCAAACUUUUACAUCGUCAACCCAAACAUCUUCUCGCUUUCCUGUUGGCAGAGCUGGGUACAAGUGGUUCGAUAGACGGAAACAACCAGCUUGUGAUAAAAGGCAGAUUUCAACAGAAACAAAUUGAAAACGUGUUGAGAAGAUAUAUCAAGGAAUAUGUGACGUGUCACACCUGCCGCUCUCCAGACACCAUCCUGCAGAAAGACACUCGUCUUUAUUUCUUGCAGUGUGAGACUUGCCACUCCCGCUGCUCAGUAGCCAGCAUCAAGACCGGCUUCCAGGCUGUGACGGGCAAGAGGGCGCAGCUUCGUGCCAAGGCCAACUAAAAAAAUAACCCCAAAACUGGGCUCCCUCUCCACUCUCAGCCUUUCCUUUCCUCCGAAAGGCUGAAGCUGGGGUCGGACGCCCCCUUGAUUUGCUAAAAGGACUCUCUGAAACGAACUGCAGGAGGGUUUGGCUGUUAUUAGUUGUGUCAGGGCCUGACCAGGCAGGGAGUGAGAGUAUUCAAAGCCGACAGAUUGGGUUCAGGCACCAUGGGCAGAUGAUGUGUACUACAUACACUGUUGGAUUUGAUUUGUUGUCUGGCUGAUGAACCCUCUCUCCUUUUAGGUCUUUUUUCCCCCUUCCUUUUGCUGUGAUUCUUUAUUUCCAUAAGAAAAGUGAUUUAACAUGCCUUGAAUCCUUACUCAUUUUUUCUUCUCCCACUUCUCACCUACACCAGACGGGAGUAUUUCUUCAGAUAAGGAAUGCAUUCUUCAGUGUAACAGCCAGUUAAACUGCAGUAACACGGCUUACUUGCUGGUUAUUAUAAUGUUGCUCAUUGUCACUCCUUUAUAUUUGAGCUCUGCAUUGCUUCAGCUGGGGCUCUGUUCCUGGUCUGGCCUUGAAUCACAGUGUCGCUCCAGAAUUUUUAUCAGCUGUUAUCAAACCUAAAAAAAUCAAAGUCACCAGUCUAGAGAACAUCCAGAUAGAUUUCUCACUGUGGACUGGUCAGUGACAAGCUCUUUUCACUGACCUUGUGAUUAUUUUAUGGUAGACACAAAAAGCAAAACAAAAAAAGAUGACCACAAACUCAAACUUGCAGGGGUUGAUAAUUCUGAGAAGACUUAUAGACUUAUAAGAGUGUGUGAGAGAGAAACAGAUUUUUUUGUGAGGACUUUUGAGGCAUUGACGACCAGUUGUGUUUAUAAAUUCUUUGACUUCAAAAGUUUCGAUCAAUGAUUUGCUCAAUCACAUAUUUGAUUAGAAAAUAGUUGUGCAAAUUAAUUUUGUUGGGAAGAGCAGGUUUCUUAAGAUGAAGUUCUCCAAAAACAAACAAAAAUCACAAUUUUCCACUGUGAUUUAAAAAUUCACAACACAAGUUAGCCAGUAGGUGAAGUGUUUCAUCCAGUAACAUUGGAUAUGUGAUAUUGGUUCUCUUGAUGUUAGAAAAAGUGAAUAUGACUGGCUGGAAUAAUUUUAAAACCUGGUUUUUACAAAAAUAAAAUAUACACUCUC